AUGGCCGGCGACUUCCGCACCGUCCCCCUGACAGCCAUGGCCAAGCUCCACGAAGCUUUUGCGUCCGAGCCGAGGCCAAAGACCGUGGCAAGCCCGAAGCCCGCUGCGACGGCCCCGAGCCUCUCGCCAGCCGUCUGGUCUCCGGUGCACCGCCAUUGGACCUGCCCGCGUGCGCAGGCACCCCAAGCUCCCGCGGUAGCUCCCGCGGCAGCUCCCGCGGCAGCUCUCGUUGCAGCUCCCAUGGCAGCUCUCGUGGCAGCCCCGAAUCCAACUUCGUCAGGGGUGGCAGAGACCACUGUUGCGAAGUCGGAGCUCGCAUUUCCUCCGGCUACAGCCGUGUUGCGCCUUUGCAGCUCGCCUCCAGCGCUGUGGUCCCCACUGCAUCGCAAGUGGUGUGGCGCCGUGCUGAAGAUGCAGCUUGCAGAGGUCCCUACAUUGCUCGUGAAGAAGGCACCGCCAAAGGCGCUGCUUGAGGGUGAGAGUCGUCAGAGUCGCACGCCCAAGGCACAGCUUGCCGAAGCUGCCGAGCCCGCCAAGGUGAAGGUGGUUGAGGCGCAGCAGGAGGUCGCACCCGUCGCCCUCAAAGCGUUGGCGGGAGUCAGUUUUUCGUCGGCCCCCGCACUCUACUCCAAGUGGCAUGGUCGAUGGACAGGGUGCCUGCCCGCGGCCAAGCUUGCUGCCUAG
This is a messenger RNA of Symbiodinium natans, 684 nucleotides long. Lineage: Eukaryota; Dinophyceae; Suessiales; Symbiodiniaceae. The record is from the annotation of a GenBank genome assembly.